Periconia digitata is the source of this 678-nucleotide messenger RNA. The record is from the annotation of a GenBank genome assembly. NCBI's taxonomy places the organism in Eukaryota, Fungi, Ascomycota, Dothideomycetes, Pleosporales, Periconiaceae.
CAUUGUCAUCCAUGACCUGAGCGAAUUAUAUAGUGCGCAGGAAAAGAAUAUUAGGACGCAACUAUUUCGUGCAUAUCCAUUCUGUCGAGCAUUAGACCAAAGUUUCCCCGAGGAGCAAGCAGUCAGUCAGUCAGUCGGAGCAGGGCGGAAGUGCCAAGCCUUUCCCACAUGGCAUGACGGAACCCGACAUCUUUCAACAACAUCAGCCAACCGACCACUUCGGAACACCAAUUCUUUCACUUCGCACGCACACACAUCCACAUAUUCUCGCAAUGGGUUCAAAUCAAUCAUCUCCCGCACCUCCUCCACCAACCGCCGCAAACAUGGCCGCAGACCUGAAAUCCAACACCGCCGGCACCCCACCCGCGAAGCCAAAGCCAUGCUGUGUAUGCACCGACGAAAAGGCGAAGCGCGACGAGUGCAUGUUGUUUUCCAACUCGAGCGAUCCGCAAGCAGAAUGCAAAGACCUGGUGACAAAAUACAAAGAUUGCAUGGCUGGGUAUGGGUUCAAGAUAUGAGUGAAGGGGAUCAAGCAAUGGUACGAUAGAGUGUAAAUCAUGUGUACGAAUAGGAAAGAAGAUAUACAUGCAUGAUAAGAGUGUUUAGCGUGUGUUUGUAUAAUGGAUAUAGAUCCCGGCGCCAGCAUGAUUGCAUCUGUAAAGAGAAUCCGCUCAUAAU